AUGGGUGUUAAGCCUAGUAUGCAAGUGAACUAUUGCAACAAGGACUGCCUGGGUCUACGUAAGCGAGUUUGCGGCCUCCAUCAAACCUUCAAGUGGCUCCAUCAGACACCUGCCCUGCACGAAUACCUAAUCUCUGCUAGCUCAGUGGCUGCGAACAGGAACACCCAAAGCGGCGUGCCCCCCAAGACUGCAACGGUCUAAAGUCCAAACGAAGUAAAGA
This is a messenger RNA of Drosophila willistoni, 220 nucleotides long. RefSeq lists its product as uncharacterized. The record is from RefSeq and is a predicted model, not a curated record. NCBI's taxonomy places the organism in Eukaryota, Metazoa, Arthropoda, Insecta, Diptera, Drosophilidae. The coding region runs from base 1 to 201 and encodes 66 amino acids. The transcript has a single exon.